UAUUGACUUCAUAUAGGCACACCAGCCACUAGCCAUUUUCCACUUGUAAAAUCCUUUAGGUGUGCAAUGGGGGUUUUGUUGUUGAAAAGUAUGCUCUUAUCCCUAUCCUAAAACUUUUUUUUCUUUCUACAGGGAAAUCGCAAACACCAAGUCUUCACAGGAAGUGUUCCUCGAUCUUGCAUCCAAAAUUGAAAGAAACCAAAGAUGCAAGUUUAACAUAAAUAGGUCGGCAGUUCUGGAUGGUGACUUUCCUACAAUCCUGCAUCCCAGAUGUUCGUCAAGUUUUCCGAUGACUUGGGAAUAGAUGAAGAGGCUGUGGACCUCGGUGGCCCAAGGAGAGAGUUUUUAAGACUCCUUAUGGAAGCAUUGGCACUGUCACCAAUGUUUGAAGGAAGGGAAAGCAAAUUGAACUUGGCUCUACACAGUACUGCUUUAAGAGAAGAUCGGUAUUUCAUUGCUGGACAGGCCAUUGCUGUUAGCCUUGUUCAUGGGGGUCCUCCACCAGGAUUCCUUGCACCAACACUGUAUUCAUGUCUUGUUGGUGGGCACUCCUCAAUUAAGCCUGACUUGGAGGACAUUGUUGACGCUGACCUUUAUGAAAAGGUUAAAAAGGUGUCAGAAUGUUCUUCUUUGAAUGACCUCUUACACACCACAGAACCACUGCAAGAUUUUCUUGCAAAUGCAGGAUGUCUCAGGCCGUUGAAAUCCAUAGAAGACAUUACCAUGUUCCAGGUGGCCCACAGAGUUGCAGGAGCAUUUCAAAGAUUUAAGGAGGGGCUAAAGGUCCUUAGCGUUCUAGAUGCAAUUAAAAUGCAUCCAGAAAGUUUCCGGCCUUUGAUGUGCCACGAACCAUCGGCUCUCACUGCUUGCGUAAUGGACCAUCUUUUCCAUAUCCUGCUGUCUGAAGUGGGAAGCAACAAAAGAAGGACAGAGGAGGUUGUGGUAGCCUUUUGGAGGGAUUACCUGCAGGAUGUGGAAGAUCAAGUGGGACCACCAAAGUUAGGGACAAUCCUUGCCUUUGCAACAGGUGCAAGUGUCAUUCCUCCAGUUGGCUUCUCUCCUCAGCCAUCAAUUGAUUUCCUGCAUGGGCAUCCCUCCAGCCCCAAACAGCGUCUGCCCAUGGCGAACACUUGCAUAAACUGCCUGAAGUUGCCGCUGCUUGAGACUUAUGAUGAUUUUAAAGAGUGCAUGGACUUUGCACUAGGUAACACACAGGGUUUUGGAAGAGAGUAAUGGGAACACUAUGUUCGUUCCAUCUACCUCGUUCAGGAGGUUUCAGCCAGGUUCUUGAAGCAAUGUGAACAACAAUUUUUGUUUUUUAUUUUAGCGAAGUGCAAAAAAACAUUAUUCUUUGAAAGUCACUUUUAUUAUUUAUCAACCAUUGUACAUUGCUUUAUUAGUGCUGAUUGAGUAACUGGGCACAUAAUUAAGGUAUUAUGGCCCAGUGGUGCAACAAAUCACAUAAAUAUAUAACUGUUACUUUCAGUGUGUAUAAAAAAAAAA
Molecule: messenger RNA, 1503 nt
Organism: Gymnodraco acuticeps
Lineage: Eukaryota; Metazoa; Chordata; Actinopteri; Perciformes; Bathydraconidae
Product: G2/M phase-specific E3 ubiquitin-protein ligase-like
Exons: 5
Coding region: 271-1233 (320 amino acids)
Cellular component (GO): nucleus
Molecular function (GO): ubiquitin-protein transferase activity
Source: RefSeq, a predicted model, not a curated record